Molecule: messenger RNA, 1692 nt
Organism: Gambusia affinis (western mosquitofish)
Lineage: Eukaryota; Metazoa; Chordata; Actinopteri; Cyprinodontiformes; Poeciliidae
Product: globoside alpha-1,3-N-acetylgalactosaminyltransferase 1-like
Exons: 12
Coding region: 447-1481 (344 amino acids)
Biological process (GO): carbohydrate metabolic process
Cellular component (GO): vesicle; Golgi apparatus; membrane
Molecular function (GO): hexosyltransferase activity
Source: RefSeq, a predicted model, not a curated record
AAAUACGGACAUGUCCCGGAAAAUACGGACGUUUGGUCACCCUAUCUAAAGGGCGUCUUGCUACUGGACUCCUUGGCCGUUACCAUGGUGACAGGGCCCUAUCAACGAUGCUUUGAGAGCACAUUCAAAUCAGUUUAACAGCCGGGAGUUCUGAGUCGGUCGUCCUGGAGAUGGUCCGUGUUGGUUUUAGGAGCAGGAUGUUUUCUGUUUCAGACUUUAACGCAGGAAGUGACUCAUUGGAAGUCAAAAUUGGAAAUGAAAGAAGAAAGUGCUGAAUUCCAUUUAGAACAACCACAUGCUAGCGGCAGGAACGACGGGAAUCCAGUGAAGCUUAAAGACCUCCAAUAGACAGUGACGAGGAGCGUCUUUCAGAACCUGCUGGGUUUGAGGUUUAGGACUGAGAGGCAUCAGAACCGGCUCUGUUGGACCGAGAGACUUCUCUGAAGAUGAUGAACCUAAAGUUUGUGGCGUCGCUUCUGUUUCUGGUUGUGGUGUUGGGAGUGAUGUUCACCUACCUGACCCCCAUCUACAGAUUCAGGGAAGGCGUCUGUGAUUCCUCAAAAGGCCGAUCUGGGGAUGGACACUUCUUCAGGAGUCCUGACCUACACCUGCUGGCAACCGAUGGGUUGACAUACCCACAGCCGAGCAUCACACAAGGUCGGACGGACAUUGUGUCGGUGACGCCCUGGUUGGCGCCGGUCGUCUGGGAGGGAACCUUCCAUCCGGAUCUGCUUGACAGGAUCUACCAAAAGAGGAACAUCACCGUUGCUGCCACAGUGUUCGCUGUUGGGAAGUACAUCAUGUUCCUGAAGGACUUCCUGGAGACGGCGGAGCAGCACUUCUUCGUAGGUUUCAGAGUGAAGGUUUAUGUGUUCACCGACCAGCCGAAUGAGGUGCCCAAAGUGAAAAUGGCUGCUGGCAGAGAGCUGGUGGUGCAUUCGGUGUCGAACUCCAAACGUUGGCAAGAAAUCUCAGCCCGUAGGAUGGAGAUCAUCCAGACCCUGAUCGAGGAGACGCUCAAAAACGAUGUGGACUACAUCUUCUGUUUGGAUGUCGACUCAAAGUUUCACAGUCGAUGGGGAACCGAGUCAUUAGGAGAACUGGUGGCUGUGAUCCAUCCAGGGUACUACAAGGACGACCGCAGUAGGUUCCCAUACGAACGGCGGCCCGCCUCCAGAGCCUACGUGGCUCCUGGCGAGGGCGACUUCUACUACUGCGGCGGCGCCUUCGGAGGCGUCCUAGUCGAGGUUCAUCGACUCGCUCAAACCUGUCGCAAGAACUUCGAAGACGAUGCCAAGGAAGGCAUUGAGGCUGCCUGGCAGGAGGAGAGCCACUUGAACAGGUACAUGUGGCUGAACAAGCCCAGUAAGGUUCUGUCUCCUGAGUAUCUGUGGCAGGAUUUCAAACCCAAAAACUCGGAAGUUCGCGUAAUCAGAUUCUCUGGGGUCAUAAAGAACUACAACGAAAUACGACCCAACUGAGCUGAAGUGCUGGGCCAACCAACGUUUAGGUCCAGAGACACUUCCUGUUUGCUCCGUUCCAGACUCAAUACCUCUUCUGAGCAUGUGCAAUACUUACCAACUGGAUCUGUUCUGUUGUUUCACUGGUUUAACUGGGAGCCUGUUUGACGGGACCUGACGGAACCCAGAGGACUAAACCUGAAUUAAAGCUGCUGCUGGUUCUGAUUCUUCA